CCCAAAAUUUCUUUGGCGGUGUAUCAGCCCACUAGGCGCGAUGAUUUGGACCAAUUUUUUUUCUAUUCGCGCUUCAAUUUUUCCAACCUAAAGAAACCCUCACAUAACUCAUAAACCAGAACUCAAACCCUCGCCCCCAACAUUUUCUCUCUCAUCUACAAUUCUAAAUACUCAAAAUACUGAUUCAAUUCUCUACGAACAUCUUUGUAACUAUAUUUUCACUACAAAUUGGUGAAUCUUGCUAAAAAUUAGAAGAAUUGAGGUGGAGUUUGAGCUGGUGGUGGCGGCAUCGGGUGUUGUCCGGCGUUAGUGCUUCUUCGAUCGGACGGAUUCAAUGGGAAGACGAAAGAAGCUUCGAACAGUGACUCUUCAUUCACAUGAAGAUUCUGAUACUCAGGGAGCUAGUGGAAAUAUUGUGGACACUCCAAGAAAUAUGACUCCUGUAUCAGCAAGUCUAGAAGAACUAGAAGAUCAGAUGAUUGAUGAGAAUUUAGAGAAUGAAGAUGUUGAAGAUUCUGAAACCUCUACUAAGAAACGCAGAGGACCUACUUUAAUGGCACAUAUUUGGAAUCAACCUAAGGAAACGAGAAUAGUUCUGAGGUGGAAUAAAUGUUGGCAACCAAUUGGCGAUGAACAUUCUGAUCUUGCUCACUUUAUUGGAACUGUAGCACGAAAUCCUCGAUUAUGUCCCUUGGUAUAUGAUGAGUGGAGACUGGAAAAAAACGAACAGAAGCACUUGAUAUUGUGA
Messenger RNA from Spinacia oleracea (spinach), 748 nucleotides. RefSeq lists its product as uncharacterized. Lineage: Eukaryota; Viridiplantae; Streptophyta; Magnoliopsida; Caryophyllales; Amaranthaceae. The coding region runs from base 335 to 748 and encodes 137 amino acids. The record is from RefSeq and is a predicted model, not a curated record. The transcript has 3 exons.